Molecule: messenger RNA, 3700 nt
Organism: Pseudomassariella vexata
Lineage: Eukaryota; Fungi; Ascomycota; Sordariomycetes; Amphisphaeriales; Pseudomassariaceae
Exons: 3
Coding region: 120-3323 (1067 amino acids)
Biological process (GO): AMP metabolic process; IMP salvage
Cellular component (GO): cytosol
Molecular function (GO): AMP deaminase activity
Source: RefSeq, a predicted model, not a curated record
GCUGGUUUCGGUCGAAUUCAAACCGGUCUGACAUCACAUUGUUCGGACCUCCAAUUUUUGCACUUUGGCAAGCCGUUUGUCCUGACGACAGGAUUUCUGCUGGCCAACGCAAGUCAAUUAUGAAUAUGGCUGACCGAUCCAUGGAACCGCCGUCUGAAUCGACCUCACCCAAGCUCGCGGCCGCCUCCAAUGAUAUCGAACUAGACUCUGACGAUGGAGGUUUUCAUUCACAAGAACAAGGGAGCGAUAUGGAUUCUGGACUUGAGGAACACGGGCAUGAGAACGGAGACGCACCCCAGAUACCGACUGGCGAACAGAGCUCAGAGGGCAUGUUGCCGCGAGAUGUGCCUCAGAGGAACCCCUACUAUGACCCCGUAGACGAACGCCAGAUGACACAGACUGAUGCGAAACUUUUCUACCAACAAAGACAGCGCGAGUACAAGGACCUCCUACAUCUCACUCCCCAGGGCAGCCCUUCCCUCUCCCCGUCGGCCGGCGACAACCUGAGCUCCACCUACCAGACUCAGAUUCCGUCCUUGACUUCUCAUCCGUAUGCCAAUCUUGGAACGAGCGCCAGCUCCAUAUCUCUCCACUCGGGGGCGUCCAAAUUCCCCGAUAUCGGGACGUCGUCGACCAAUGUUGGCUCUGGAGUUGCACCUCGAACUGCUACCAGACCAUCUCUAGGUGGCCUAGAAUCAGGUAGUCUACCGUCUAGCGAAGCGCCGCACGAGAAAAAAGAGGCAUCUGGCCCAGUUCAGCCUGAUAUGGGCCUGCCAGACGGAGGUCCUGUUGAUAUUGGCAGCGGAUUCGAGGACAACGACCCACAUAUCACCGCCGAGUUGAAAACCAUCUUCAAUAAUAUCCAAAAAAUCUUGGAUAUUCGUCACAGGUAUAUCCGGCUGUCGUUGCAAAGGGAUGGUGACAACCCCAAGGACGACCCCAGUUGGGACAUCUACCCCCCUCCGCCCGAACCCGCAUGGGUCGGACCUCAUACAGCGUAUUUUACACACGCACACAACACCGCUACUAACAGCUUGAGCAAUAGCACCGUGUUGCCCCCUCGGCAAGACACACAGCGCACAACUGAAACUUCGAAUAUGUCCGGUUCCGAGCCAGAUCAUAAGAAAGUAAUCAAGAAACGCAAGUCUGAUCGGGAUAUUGGUGAAGAUUUUGAUAUGAAACACGUUCUGCCACUGCCUGGUGCAACAGAGUUCACCUUCAGACUAGACGAGAAUGGCGUCUACCAGGUGUACGAGAAUACCCAAGCAGACAAGGCCAACACACCAGUCGUUAAUGUGCCCACAAUCAAGGACUUCUACAUCGACCUUGAGGACAUUUUGACCACUUCGUCGGACGGUCCUAGCAAAAGCUUUGCAUUCCGACGACUGCAGUAUCUUGAAGGCAAGUUUAACCUCUACGUGCUCCUAAAUGAGUACCAGGAGACUGCCGAGAGCAAGAAGGUGCCUCACCGAGAUUUCUACAAUGUAAGAAAGGUCGAUACCCACGUUCACCACUCUGCCUGCAUGAACCAGAAGCAUCUGUUGCGCUUUAUUAAGAGCAAAAUGAAGAAGUGCCCAGACGAAGAGGUACUUAUCAGAGAUGGGAAAGUCCUCACACUUGCCGAGGUCUUUGAAAGUAUCAACUUGACUGCGUAUGAUCUGAGCAUUGACACGCUCGAUAUGCACGCUCAUACCGACUCUUUCCAUCGGUUUGACAAGUUCAAUCUCAAGUACAACCCCGUUGGGGAGUCGCGUCUAAGAACUAUUUUCCUAAAGACGGACAACCAUAUUGAGGGUAGAUACCUGGCCGAGAUCACUAAGGAGGUCAUUUACGACCUCGAAUCGAGCAAAUAUCAGAUGGUGGAGUGGCGCAUCUCCAUCUAUGGCAGGUCGAUAGAUGAAUGGGACAAGCUUGCCGCUUGGGUGGUUGACAACAAGCUGAUGUCCCACAAUGUUCGCUGGUUGAUCCAAAUCCCACGACUCUACGAUGUGUACAAGGCCACUGGGUUGAUGCAGAGCUUCGAAGAGGUCAUCAAGAACGUCUUCUUACCCCUGUUCGAAGUCACCAAGAAUCCAGAAAGCCAUUCUAAACUGCAUAUUUUCUUGCAGCGCGUCAUCGGUUUUGACAGCGUCGAUGACGAGAGCAAGGUAGAACGCCGGUUGUUCAAGAAGUUCCCCGUUCCCAGCGAAUGGACCUCGAAGCAGAACCCACCGUACAGCUACUGGAUCUACUACGUCUUUGCCAAUAUGACAUCUCUAAAUUUCUGGCGCCGGCAGCGCGGCUUCAACACGUUCCUCCUGCGUCCACACUGCGGCGAGGCUGGCGACAGCGAGCAUCUCGCCGUGGCGCUCCUAUGCAGCCAUAGUAUCAGCCACGGAUUGCUUCUGAGAAAGGUGCCACUUCUGCAGUACAUCUUCUACCUUGAGCAGAUCGGCAUCGCCAUGUCCCCACUCAGUAACAAUGCGCUCUUCCUUGCCUACGAACGCAACCCAUUCCACCAGUACUUCAAGCGUGGGCUAAACGUAUCCCUGUCGACCGACGACCCCCUGCAAUUCGCCUUCACCAAGGAGCCGCUGAUUGAGGAAUAUGCAGUCGCAGCGCAGAUCUACAAGCUCAGCCCGGUUGACAUGUGCGAACUGGCCAAGAACUCGGUGAAGCAGAGUGGUUACGAACAUUCGAUUAAGCAGCAGUGGCUCGGCCCUAACUUCUCCCUCCCGGGCAAGGAGGGGAACAUGAUGAUCAAGACCAAUGUUCCCGAUAGGAGGGAAGAGUUCCGGCACCACACGUGGGUGGAGGAGCACCGCAUGAUCUCUAGAUACACAUCGGCAGAAAGAGAGGAGGUCGCUCAAUCCCCAGUAGCCUUAGAGCAUCUUAGCUUGGCACACCCGGGCCCAGCAUCGCCUACUUCAUCCUCGAAGACGAACCUCGCAAGCAAUGUGACCCUGUUCGACUCCAAAUCCCACCACCACGCCCACUCGGCCCAAGAAGCACGUCUCCCGCCGUCGUCUCGCCGCCAACAACUGCCACCACAAGCCGAGCCCAGCCUCCUGUCCGCCGCCCCCCAUACUAGCCCCAGCUCGAGUACGUCGAUUCUGCAUGCUCCGCUUUCGGGUUCGCCAGUCUUAGCAGCAGCGGCCGCGGGGCCGUGGCCCCCGUCCGAUGGAACGCACCUCUCGGGUCAUGAGCCAAGGUACUUCCCUGGCAUGAUGACGAGGGCAUCUAGGAAGGAUAACAUCCGCAAGGGCUCGAUGCACGAGUCAGACGACGCGGGGUCGGUUCGCAGCGCUCCUAAGAGGAGCGGGGCAAGGGAGGAAUUUUCGUGAGACUGGUGUGGGGGGUUUGACAGCCGUAGUGCCAAACAGGACUUGAAGUUGGAAUGAGUGGGUAAUAGGGCAUGAGAAUGAGGGAUGGUAUGGUAUGGGUGGACUCAUAGAAUACUCAAGGUAGAGCGGUUAGGUGGAACGGGGGUUUCUACAAGAGGACUUACAUGGAAAGGAAACUACGAAAGUGAAACUUUGCGGAUACAUUAUAGAAGAGUGGCAUGCACUAGGAGAAGGGAAAUUGACGUUGAUAAGGCUCUCUGCUCCAUGUUCAAUCAAUGAUGGCUUAGAAGGAAUUAAUUUAGUACGUUUAUGUGAAUCAUUAUGAAUCCACUGCCAUAUUGAAUGCGCGGGAGUACUACAGUUGACAUUUGGGAUAG